Physella acuta is the source of this 2062-nucleotide messenger RNA. Its product is annotated as high-affinity choline transporter 1-like. Gene Ontology annotation, molecular function: choline:sodium symporter activity. Gene Ontology annotation, biological process: transmembrane transport; acetylcholine biosynthetic process; choline transport. NCBI's taxonomy places the organism in Eukaryota, Metazoa, Mollusca, Gastropoda, Physidae. The record is from RefSeq and is a predicted model, not a curated record. Gene Ontology annotation, cellular component: plasma membrane.
ACGGACUGUGGACUACAUUUAACAUUCAGACAGACAAAAUGUAUUAAAGAAGUUAAGUUUUAGUUGUAUACUUUACUUAAGGCGCUACACACACAAUAGCAGCACUGCUAAUGGACAUUCAUUCAAGGGACGAAACUACACGCUGGAUUGAUCAGGGGACACAACUAUCUACAGCUGCCCAUGCACAACUCUAAAAUUGCGUUGCUUCACCAAUUACUUCUAAAGAGUUGUGCCGCACGUUUAACCACGCAUCAAGUCCAGCCAUGUCCGUCAACAUCCCGUGUCUGGUUGCUGUCAUCAUCCUCUACAUCCUCAUCCUCAUCAUCGGCAUCAUCGCUGCCAGGAAGACAAACAAAGCCAAGGACACGGAGGAAGUGAUGAUAGCCAAUCGCAGCAUGGGGCUCUGGUUGUCUUUGUUCACUCUCACAGCAACGAUCGUAUGUGGAGGUUACAUCAACGGAACAGCCGAAUACACAGCCUUUUAUGGGCUCUUACAGACCCAAGCACCAUUGGGCUUUAGUAUCAGCACAUUCUUAAGUGGGUUGGUUUUGGCACCAAAAAUGAGGAGACAGAAAUACAUCACAAUGUUUGACCCGUUCCAGUUGAAAUACGGCAGGAAGAUGGGGGCGCUGUUGAUCAUACCUCACAUGAUGGGGGAUCUGUUUUGGUCGGCGGCUGUAUUAGCUGCUUUAGGAGGUACAAUAUCGAUUAUUGUGGAUAUCGAUCCUACAAUCUCAAUCAUCGUGUCCUCGUUGAUCGCUAUAGUCUACACGUUCCUCGGUGGUCUGUACGCUGUGGCAUACACUGACGUCAUACAGAUGGUGCUCAUCGUCAUAGGUCUGGUGAUCGCAUGUCCUUUCGCCAUGACGAGUGAGUUUGUUCACCUGGAGAAUAUAACGUCUACUUGGCUGGGGGAGGUGGGGGCGGGGACAGAGCUGGCCUAUAUGGAUAUAAGCUUGUUGUGUAUAUUUGGAGGCACUACAUGGCAGGCUUUCUACCAGAGAGUUCUGGCAUGUAAAGAUCCCAAGGUCGCCACGUAUUCCUCUCUUGGCGCCUCAGUGAUUGGAUUCCUCAUGGCCAUCCCACCUGCACUGAUGGGAUUUGCUGGGGCAGCUGCAGACUGGAACCUAACGUCAUACGACGGCCCGAUACCAAUACCAGACGACAGGAAAAGUUACAUCCUGCCCAUGACCUUGAACUACUUGGUGCCACUUCCGGUUUCAAUUAUCGGAAUGAGUGCCAUCUGUGCGGCCGUGAUGUCAUCGGCCGACUCGUGUUUCCUGUCUGCAGCGACGGUGUUCACUAGAAACAUUUACCAGGAAAUUAUCCGGACAAAGGUGACAGAUAAAGAACUGCUGUGGGUACUUCGUGUUUGUGUCGUCAUCUUUGGUGUGUUGGGGACAAUGAUUGCCAUUUUUGCUACAACCAUCUACGGGCUUUUUGUUCUGUGCGGUGACCUGAUGUACGUGGGGCUAUUCCCACAACUAGUGUGUGUCUUGUGGGUGCCGUGGGCCAACACCUAUGGCAGCUUUGCCGGGUUUCUCGUCUCAUUCCUACUGCGGAUCUUGUCUGGUGACGCUGUGCUACAAAUUCCAGCGGCGAUUAAGUUCCCUUUGUAUGACUACAGCACUGACUCGCAAUUAUUUCCCUUUAGAACCUUCUCCAUGCUGUCUGGAACAUUUUGCCUGUUGACCGUGUCCGGCCUGACCCACCUGAUGUUCACCAGAGGUCUACUGGACCUGAAGUAUGACGUCUUCAACUGCCACAAGAAACGAUCACACAAAAGACACGAUAUGAUUGACAGGGAAAAACCCGAGCUAUUUAAAAAAGAGCUGCUCAGUUAUGUUCCAACUUGAGGCUCUGUUAGGGUUGAACACAAGUUGGUUAUUUCUGUUAGAAUUUGAGCUAGUUUCUGUUUAAAAAAAUGAUUGCUCAGUGUUACUGAAAGUUAAGGUUUUGUUUGGGUUAAGAAUGAAAUGCUCAAUGCAACGCGUAGAAGAGUUUUUGAAUAGAAUUAAUAUUUCUGUACUCGAAUGUUUUUCUUCUAAUUUUUAAAUUGAUG